AUGCCAACAGAUCACGAGGAGCCCUGUGGCCCCAGUCUCAGGUCAUUUUGCCUGAAUGGGGGGAUUUGUUAUGUGAUACCUACUAUUCCCAGCCCAUUCUGUAGGUGCAUUGAGAAUUAUACGGGAGCUCGUUGCGAAGAGGUGUUUCUCCCCAGUGCCAGCAUCCAAAGCAAAAGUAACCUGUCGGCGGCUUUCGUGGCCCUGGUGAUCCUGGUCACGCUCACCAUCACAGCACUCUGCUUUCUGUGCAGGAAGGGCCACCUUCAGAGGGCCAGUUCAGCCCAGUGUGAGAUCAGCCUGGUGGAGAGAACCAAUCCCAGUGCCCACCACAGUCACAGAGAUCACUGACGACACACCCAGUGAAGGACAUUAUUUCCGCCACCUCACACAGGCAGGAAGUGAACCGUAUGGCGGGAGAAGGUCGCCGAGUCUCCUCCCAGCAGCCCUCCUGUUCCCAAGUUCAGCUCUCCCUUUCCCUGUUGAUCUGACAACCACUGGUGGCUUCCCUUGGCGCUUUCCCGACUCAGAGGCUGCGACCGCACAAGCACCACCACAAGGAGGACCAGAGCUGUAAAAUACACCAACAGGCAAUGCCGAAGGCGCCCAACUCUGAUGCUCUUAAAGGACAAUAAAUACAAGUUUAGUUCUUUGACUGCGCGCAGAAUUGUGUUCAGUGACCUCUUGGCAACAGCAAAAUGAAAUGAUUUGGUACAUUAGCAAUUCCUUUUCUUUUGUAUUUUUUGAGACAGGGUAUCACUUUGUAGCCUUGACUAGCCUGGAAGUCAUCAAUGUAGACCAGGCUGGCCCUGCCUCCUCAGAGUACUGGAAUUAAAGGCAUACAAUGCCACACUGAUUCCUCAAAUUUGUUUUUAAAAGACCCCAAGUAAUGAGAACCUGAAAUUUCCAUUUACCCGGGGGAGAAAAGCAAAGUGCCCA
Peromyscus californicus insignis is the source of this 936-nucleotide messenger RNA. It is a transcript of the gene Nrg4, whose product is annotated as neuregulin 4. The transcript has 7 exons. Bases 1 to 348 code for a protein of 115 amino acids. Gene Ontology annotation, biological process: intracellular signal transduction; nervous system development; animal organ development. Gene Ontology annotation, molecular function: chemorepellent activity. The record is from RefSeq and is a predicted model, not a curated record. Lineage: Eukaryota; Metazoa; Chordata; Mammalia; Rodentia; Cricetidae.